Anisakis simplex (herring worm) is the source of this 615-nucleotide messenger RNA. The record is from the annotation of a GenBank genome assembly. Lineage: Eukaryota; Metazoa; Nematoda; Chromadorea; Rhabditida; Anisakidae.
AUGGAGAAGUUAAUUCUGUUCAGUGCAAUGAACGAAGCGAAGCGUAAAGGCUUAGUGGUAAUCCACGGUGGUUGUGGGAUAAUUGGUGCGAUGGAUGCUGCACGUGAACAAGAAUGUAGAGGUGCUUUAGCUGAAAGUGCAAAUGCGGCAAUGCGUCAGUUAUCGAGUGGUGGUUCCGCAUUGGCUGCGGUCGUCGAAGCCGUCAAAGUUCUUGAAGAUUGUCCUCAAGUGGGCACUUAUAUCCUGUUCAACUAUAUUCAGUUCAAUUGUGGUAAAGGAUCGGUGUUCACAAGAGAUGGCACAAACGAGAUGGAUGCAGGUGUAAUGGAUGGUUACACUGGUGCUGUCGGAGGUGUUUCCACUUUAACAAAUGUAAAAAAUCCAAUAUGUGCAGCUCAUUGUGUAUUGAAGCAUUCAGUACAUUCUCUGUUAUGUGGACCCGGUGCUGAAAAAUUUGCGGCGGCGCACGGAUGUGUCACUGAAGCUCGUGAAUAUUUUUUCACUCAACACAGGUACCACACCAUAUGUUGCGUAUUGCAGUCGUGUUGCGUAAUCGAACACAUGACUAGCUUCGAUCGACAUAAAAACCGAAAACAGAUCUAUACACGGGGUGAC